Neogale vison (American mink) is the source of this 1407-nucleotide messenger RNA. RefSeq names its product adrenoceptor beta 1 (gene ADRB1). The transcript has a single exon. Gene Ontology annotation, biological process: adenylate cyclase-activating adrenergic receptor signaling pathway; positive regulation of heart rate by epinephrine-norepinephrine; norepinephrine-epinephrine-mediated vasodilation involved in regulation of systemic arterial blood pressure. The record is from RefSeq and is a predicted model, not a curated record. The coding region runs from base 1 to 1407 and encodes 468 amino acids. Gene Ontology annotation, cellular component: membrane. Gene Ontology annotation, molecular function: beta1-adrenergic receptor activity. NCBI's taxonomy places the organism in Eukaryota, Metazoa, Chordata, Mammalia, Carnivora, Mustelidae.
AUGGGCGCGGGGGCGCUCUCCCUGGGCGCCUCCGAGCCCUGCAACCUGUCGUCGGCCGCGCCGUUCCCCGACGGCGCGGCCACGGCGGCGCGGCUGCUGGUGCCCGCGUCGCCGUCCGCCUCUCCGCUGACCCCGACCAGCGAGGGCCCCGCGCCGCUGUCGCAGCAGUGGACGGCGGGCAUAGGCCUGCUGAUGGCGCUCAUCGUGCUGCUCAUCGUGGCGGGCAACGUGCUGGUGAUCGUGGCCAUCGCCAAGACGCCGCGGCUGCAGACGCUCACCAACCUCUUCAUCAUGUCCCUGGCCAGCGCCGACCUCGUCAUGGGGCUGCUGGUGGUGCCGUUUGGGGCCACCAUCGUCAUGCGGGGCCGCUGGGAGUACGGCUCCUUCUUCUGCGAGCUCUGGACCUCGGUGGACGUGCUGUGCGUGACGGCCAGCAUCGAGACCCUGUGUGUCAUCGCCCUGGACCGCUACCUCGCCAUCACGUCGCCCUUCCGCUACCAGAGCCUGCUGACCCGCGCGCGGGCGCGGGCCCUCGUAUGCACCGUGUGGGCCAUCUCGGCCCUGGUGUCCUUCCUGCCCAUUCUCAUGCACUGGUGGCGGGCCGAGGGCGACGAGGCGCGCCGCUGCUACAACGACCCCAAGUGCUGCGAUUUCGUCACCAACCGGGCCUACGCCAUCGCCUCGUCCGUCGUCUCCUUCUACGUGCCCCUGUGCAUCAUGGCCUUCGUGUACCUGCGGGUGUUCCGCGAGGCCCAGAAGCAGGUGAAGAAGAUCGACAGCUGCGAGCGCCGCUUCCUCAGCGGCCCGGCGCGGCCCCCCUCGCCCGCGCCCGCGCCGGGCUCCCCGCGCCCCGCCGCCGCCGCCACCACCCCGCUGGCCAACGGGCGCGUCAGCAAGCGGCGGCCGUCGCGCCUCGUGGCCCUGCGCGAGCAGAAGGCGCUCAAGACGCUGGGCAUCAUCAUGGGCGUGUUCACGCUCUGCUGGCUGCCCUUCUUCCUGGCCAACGUGGUCAAGGCCUUCCACCGCGACCUGGUGCCCGACCGCCUCUUCGUCUUCUUCAACUGGCUGGGCUACGCCAACUCGGCCUUCAACCCCAUCAUCUACUGCCGCAGCCCCGACUUCCGCAAGGCCUUCCAGCGCCUGCUGUGCUGCGCGCGCCGCGCCGCCCGCGGGAGCCACGCGGCCGCCCGAGACCGGCCGCGCGCCUCGGGCUGCCUGCCGCGGGUCCGGCCGCCGCCGUCGCCCGGGGCCGCCUCGGACGACGACGACGACGACGACGUCGGGGCCGCGCCGCCCGCGCGCCUGCUGGAGCCCUGGGCCGGCUGCAACGGCGGGCCGGCGGCGGACAGCGACUCGAGCCUGGACGAGCCGGGCCGCCCCGCGGGCGCCUCGGAAUCCAAGGUGUAG